Molecule: messenger RNA, 908 nt
Organism: Symbiodinium necroappetens
Lineage: Eukaryota; Dinophyceae; Suessiales; Symbiodiniaceae
Source: the annotation of a GenBank genome assembly
AUGUGGUUCUGCAUCAAUUUAUGUCUUGACCUUGGUCGCGGUCCUUUUGAAGAAUACGAUGAUUACGGGCUCACUUAUUGGGAGCGCAUAGAAGUCAGCCGCGAAGUCAGUAGUCGAAGCAUCCGCUUCGACGGGAGCGUCAUCCGGGAACGGGGCCGGCCGUGUGUGGUGAGCUGGCCUGGAAAGUAUGAGGGCGCGUGGGAAAGCCUCGUGUCGCAAGGCCGGAACGGCCAGGUCAGCGCAGCCGUCGUCUUCCUCCCUGAAGGCACGGAAGACUAUGGCAAGUGCGACAGCAUCCUACUGUCUGAAGGCUGGCCCGGCACCUGCUGGUGCACGCCCCUCUACGGUGAACAGAAGCCGUGGGGGUGUAGGUGGUUCACUAAGUGGAGGGAGAACAUCGAGACGGCAGUGGAGUCUGGAGCAGAGCUGGAAGUUUACUACUUCCCGAACCUCGUUGGCAAAGGCAAGGUGGAGAGCUUCGACACAGCAGGGGCCGACAACCUCCAAAGGGAGGAAAUUAAUAAGAAACAAAAGGACUUCGAGAAGUCUCCUGAGUUCAAGCAGGCGCUGGGCGCAGGUCUCGGCAACCUCUCCAAGGAGCUGCGUGGCGACGGAUCCUCCCAGUACAGCCGUGAAGCUCGGCGCCUGUUUCUCGCUUCCCUCUCGGAGACAGAGCGCGAGUUUAUGGCAGCCUCGGAGGGCCUCGGCAACUCCCAGAAAGCCGAGGUCGCCUGGCUACAAAAGAAGGGCUAUGCGUACUGGGAGGUAGACAUCUCCACGUGGCUCCCGGGAGAGGGAGUUGAGAGAUACGUCCCAGUCAUUGCAAUCUACAAACCGUAUGUCUCCGAAGUGCCAGGCUACACCCUCAACCACUGCAGGGAUCUCAAAGAGACUUACACUGAGGAGCA